This is a messenger RNA of Copidosoma floridanum, 1191 nucleotides long. RefSeq names its product polyprenal reductase. Gene Ontology annotation, cellular component: endoplasmic reticulum. NCBI's taxonomy places the organism in Eukaryota, Metazoa, Arthropoda, Insecta, Hymenoptera, Encyrtidae. Gene Ontology annotation, molecular function: 3-oxo-5-alpha-steroid 4-dehydrogenase activity. Gene Ontology annotation, biological process: dolichol-linked oligosaccharide biosynthetic process; polyprenol catabolic process. The record is from RefSeq and is a predicted model, not a curated record.
UUCUUGACCUGACCAAACCUCCGGCCGUCCUCGAGGUCGGGAAAGUUCACCGAGCUCACGCCGUCAGUUUCCCAUAGAAUCGCCAGUUGAAUUUUAAUUAGCCCUACGCACGACUUGUGACAAUGAAUUUGGUGAAGUUGAGUUUUUUAUUCAAUGCGCUUAGCGUCGGCUUCGUCGGGAUGCUCAUCAAUUUAUUUGAAAGCUACAUACCGGCUUUCGUCUCAAAGAUCUUUCGACACGGAAAAUUUUCCGCCGACGUCAAAGAUGCUUUUCUUGAUAUGUGCGAAGUUCCUAAGAGGUGGAUGCAGCAUUUUUAUAUCUUAGCUGCACCACUGAGCACUUUUUCUCUGAGCUUGUUGAUUUAUAGAUAUUUUUUAGGAAACAAGUUGCCAAAACUUUUCAACGAUUACUUUGGCUGUAUGAUUGGUACUUCUACACCAGCAUUAAUCCCUCCAGAAAAUGUGAUUUUAGCAAUUACUCUUCUUUCAAUGCAUUGCUGGAAGAGAUUUUAUGAAUGCUAUUUUCUAAGCGUUUUCAGUGAUGUGAAAAUGAGUUUUGUCAUUUAUUUGGUGGGUCAUUGUCAUUACAUAGGAGCAGUUACCAGUAUUGUUGGAGAAUCUAGACAACUUCUCACAGAUACCAAAGUUUUAUUAAACUGGACUAAGCUGACCUACUUGGAAAUUUUGUGUUCAAUUGUAUUUCUAAUAUCAACAUAUUUACAGUACAAGUCUAACUUAAUCUUAGCAAGUUUGAGAAAAGAUAAAAAAGGAAACGUUGUUACGAAAAAACAUAAAAUUCCGAAAGGAGAACUUUUCGAAUAUGUAACGUCACCGUUACAGUUUACUGAAAUCUGUUUGUAUGUAUGUUUGAGUAUUAUUCUAAAAGCAGGAUCUACAUUUCACUUUGUCACUCUUUGGGUAAUAAUUAACCAGGUGGAAUGUGCAUAUUUAUCUCAUGUCUGGUAUUCCAGUACGUUUGAGAAUUAUCCCAAGUCUCGGAAAAUAAUAUUACCAUUUAUUUUUUAAGUCUGGAACUAUGACUUUUUUAAUACCGUUUAUGACAUUUAGGUCGAUAGUGAUAAAGUUUCUAUUUUUCUAGAUUUUGCGUAUUAUAGUUAUUUCGUGUUCACCCCUCACUUAAUUUGUCUAGUCGAGUCUACACAAAAAAUAAAUCUCUUGCGAAUAAAAUACA